GUACAGUGAGAUACAGUUGUACAUACUGACACUGACAGGGCGUGCGGAGAAGUGAGUAUUCUUGAUCGUUACUCCCAGGGCGCGUCGCCGACUUUUCGCCAUCUGGGUUUCUACAUAUCAACCAUAUCUACAUGCACAGCUAUGAUUCUUGAUUUUUCCCAUACAGUACCACCGGUAUAUCAUACGUCUUUGCUGUUAUUCCUAUUGAAUUGCAACAAACAAGUCGAGGUGAUCCGAUCUUAGCAAUUACAUCCAAGACAAAAACUGGUGCUGGGUGUUAUAAUCGGUACUCGGUUCGACUAUACCUGAGCGGUAUCUAUCCCUCUAUAUUCUCUCAAAAACGAACACAGACAUAAAACACACAAAACGCACAAAACGCACCAGAGUACGAAUAUACGAAUAAGGAUACGCAAUCAUGAUGCUCGCUGCUCAACCAGUCAUCCCCAUCACUUCUACACAGUCUGCAUCACCACCACCGCCGCCGUCUUCGGUAGCGGAAUACUCUUUCAACUCACACAUCUCAUCUCCGACAGCAGUACAAUUACGAUCGAGAUCAGCAAAUGGAGCGAAGACGACAAAACAAUCAUUCAAGAUCCGACAGGCGACAAUCGAUGAUGCACCAGCGAUCGCCGAGCUAGGCGCAAAGGUCUUUUCGACGACCUAUGGAUUCUCCAUCCCCACGGUGGACCUAAAGGCCUAUCUCGACGUGGCGUUCAGCGAGUCCACCGUCGAAGAGUACAUCCGGAGCCCCCGAACACAUCUCAUCGUCGCCUGUGCCGGCGGGCAGGGAGAAGGCGACGGCGGCAAAAUCAUCGCGUUUGCGCAACUCGCCGAAGGCUCCAGCGAGGCCUGCAUCGAGGACCUCGAGAGCAUUGUAGAAUUGCAGAGGCUGUACGUCGACGCGGACCACCACGGGAUCGGCGUCGGCAAGGCCCUGGAGCGCGAGAUGGAGGACAUGGCGAGACUCAUGGCCUACCGCAUCCUCUGGCUCGGCGUGUGGGAGGGCAAUUUUAAGGCGCACAAGGUGUACGAGACUUUCGGGUUCACAAAGGUCGGAGAGCGCGAAUUCAAAAUGGGCAAAUGUAUUCAAACCGGUUGGAUCAUGAUCAAAGACUUGUAAGGAGCUUUUUUUCGACGAGGAAAAGAAGAGAAAAAGAUGAGGAGGGAGUCAUACAAUGUGCUGUUCUUGCGUGGUGGUGGUUUUGUUCUUUGCUGGCGCAUAUAGGGAGGAAGGAAUUGUGUAUCUGUCUGUUUGCGUAGGUUGGUUGAUUGAUCUUGGAUGAUCCAAGGGGUUUUGAGGGGGGUCUUUCUUCUUUGAAGCUACAAGGAACAGCGAGUUGUUUCUCUUCUAGCGAGUCGUGUCACAAGAGACUGACGACAAUUCAGUACUCAGUACUCAAUAACAGUCAAAAUGAACAUGAACAUGAUCA
Exophiala oligosperma is the source of this 1430-nucleotide messenger RNA. RefSeq lists its product as uncharacterized. The record is from RefSeq and is a predicted model, not a curated record. Gene Ontology annotation, molecular function: acyltransferase activity, transferring groups other than amino-acyl groups. NCBI's taxonomy places the organism in Eukaryota, Fungi, Ascomycota, Eurotiomycetes, Chaetothyriales, Herpotrichiellaceae. The transcript has a single exon. Bases 416 to 1120 code for a protein of 234 amino acids.